GCCGCGACUGCACUGAACCGCGCAAAGAGCGCUCCGACACCAGGAGUUGCUUCAACUGCGGAUCGGCUGACCAUAUGAGCCGCGAGUGCUCGGAGCCGAAGAAGGCGCGCAAUAUUACGUGUUAUAACUGUCAGGAAGAGGGACACGGAAGCAGAGACUGUACGAACCCGAAGAAGGAGCGCGAAGGAGGGCCCCGACGGACCAACAAUAACAGCUCUGCCGCCGAUGACUGGGGAUCGGGUGGCGCGACGACCACCGCUAGCAAUGGCGGCGGCGCUGCCGAUGACUUCGAUUGGGGAACUGGCGGUGAUUCGAGUGCCAACGCGAACGAGGUGUUGGGAGAGGACGGCAAACCCCUUCCCCCACCCUAUAGGCCGACACUCGUGGACGAGAACUCGGAUGGUCUGUACGACACGACCCCCACUGGCAUUAACUUCAGCCGAUACGAUAAGAUCAAUGUGAAUGUGUCGGGCAAACUGGCGCCGCCGCCCAUCAACGCCUUCUCGGAUGUGGUGAAGAGCACUCUCAUGACGGAAGCCAUCGAGAAGUGCAAGUAUACCAAACCAACGCCUGUCCAGAAGUACGCCAUUCCUAUAAUCGCUGCAAAGCGUGAUCUCAUGGCCUGCGCGCAGACCGGCUCUGGAAAGACUGCGGCCUUUAUUUUGCCAAUCCUUCAGAAUCUGCUCUCAAUGGAAGAGCUGCCGUCACUCUAUGGACAGGCAGUCCAGGAGCCCCUUUGCGUCAUAAUCUCUCCCACUCGGGAACUGGCCAUCCAAAUACAUACCGAAGCCGUCAAGUUUGCAAAGGGAAGUAUCGUUAAGCCGUGUCUCAUAUAUGGCGGCACUUCCUCUGGAUAUCAAUUGGCGAACAUCUCGCGCGGCGCUCACCUACUGGUGGCCACUCCGGGCCGUCUGUUGGACUUUGUGUCGAAGGGAAAGGUCUCCUUCGCUAACCUAAAGUACCUGGUCUUAGACGAAGCCGACCGUAUGAUAGAUCAGGGCUUCCUUCCAGAGGUGCGCCGAAUGGUGACACACGAGACAAUGCCCGACAAGACUAACCGCCAGACUCUCAUGUUUUCGGCCACUUUUCCCGACGAAGUGCAGCGUUUGGCUCAAGAGUUUCUGAACGAGAACUAUUUGUUCCUAACCGUCGGUAUCAUCGGUUCGGCCAACUCUGAUGUCGAACAGACUUUCAUCGAAGUCGACGGAAAGCAGAAGCGAUCGAAACUGAUGGACGUCUUGCGCGGCUGUGAUUCCAAUGACAGGACUUUGAUUUUCGUCGAGAAGAAGAAGACGGCGGACUUCAUUGCUUCAUAUCUAUCGCAGAAUCAACUGAUGACUACUUCCAUACACGGCGACCGCUUCCAGAGUCAACGCGAACAGGCGUUGUAUGACUUCAGAUCGGGACGAAUGCCAGUACUGGUGGCCACUUCUGUGGCGGCGCGCGGUCUCGACAUCAAAGAUGUGAAGCAUGUAAUCAAUUAUGAUUUGCCAAAAGAAAUCGAUGAAUAUGUGCACCGAAUCGGGCGCACCGGUCGUGUGGGUAACGUAGGAAAGGCCACCUCCUUCUUCGACCCCACCAGUGAUACGGACGUCACUCUAACCGCUAGUCUCAUAAAGAUCUUGGAGGGCGCCGACCAAGUGGUGCCCGACUUUCUACGCGACUCCUCCUCAGGAGUCCGCAACUCAAUGAAUGGCGACGACUUUGGGGCCACUGAUUGUCGUGGAGAAACCACCACAAAGGCCGCCGCUGACGACGACUGGGAC
This is a messenger RNA of Oppiella nova, 1766 nucleotides long. The record is from the annotation of a GenBank genome assembly. Lineage: Eukaryota; Metazoa; Arthropoda; Arachnida; Sarcoptiformes; Oppiidae.